Corticium candelabrum is the source of this 3509-nucleotide messenger RNA. RefSeq names its product calcium-activated potassium channel subunit alpha-1-like. Lineage: Eukaryota; Metazoa; Porifera; Homoscleromorpha; Homosclerophorida; Plakinidae. Bases 1 to 3267 code for a protein of 1088 amino acids. The record is from RefSeq and is a predicted model, not a curated record. Gene Ontology annotation, molecular function: large conductance calcium-activated potassium channel activity. Gene Ontology annotation, biological process: potassium ion transmembrane transport. The transcript has 27 exons. Gene Ontology annotation, cellular component: membrane.
AUGGGUUGCUCUUGUUCUGACGACUUCUCUGGCGAUCUCUCUGACGAUCGCUGUUGGUGGAUUUUUGCACUAUCCACCGUUGGCACGUUUGCCGUUGGUUUGAUGGUGAUAAUUGUCUUUCGUGUUAUUCGAGCUUUCCUUCUUGUGUGUUGUCCUCGAACGUCGUCAGGCGGGCUUCUGUACGAUGCAUCUCCGGAACUUGUACUGCAACGUGGCCCCGAAGGCUUCAUCGUGAGAGAUGACGCAAAGGGCACGAUGUUAGCCGUCAAACAUUUUGUCGUCGAUCUCUUGUCUCUUGGAAGAACAUCUGGCAAAAUACUGGCGGUCACUACAUUUGUGUUCUCUGUGAUCAGCAUUAUUACUUACUUCAUAGACUCUACAAAGGUUAUUGAACGAUGUAUAUCAGAGAAUGAACCAACAGUUGUCAUCGACUCAGUCGCCAAUGUUUACUUCACUAUUCAUUUUGUGAUGAGGUUUAUUGCUGCUGAGGAUAGGUUGAGAAUGUGGUUUGAACUGGCAUCACUUGUGGAUUUCUUUACUAUUCCACCUAGUGUUGUUACUUUCAUUAAUCGUCGAACUUGGCUUGGUUUUCGGUUUAUGCGGAUCUUAAGAUUGGUCCAGUUUAGUGAGAUUAUUCAGAUCACCGGUAUUAUCAAAUCAGGAUCUAGGCUACAGCUUGCUAUUGCUGGAAUCAAAUUUUGUAGCUUCUGGCUUGCAGCUUCUGGUUUAAUCCAUAUGAUUGAGAAUUAUGGGGAUCCAUGGAAUUACGAAGAUGCUCAGAACAUCACUUAUGGCACAACCCUGUAUUUUACUAUGGUUACCAUGUCAACAGUUGGUUAUGGUGAUGAAGGUGCUAAAACAGCAUUGGGUCGAGGCUUUAUGAUUGUGUUUAUUGUGGGAGGACUGGCUUUGUUUGCCAGCUACACUCCAGUUAUUAUUGACUUCGUUCAAAGCCUAUCGCCUUAUGAGGGUGCUUACAGAAAGAAGGAUGAAAGACCCCAUAUUGUUGUUUGUGGCCAUGUGACUGAAGAGAGCAUUGGCAAUUUUUUGGCUGACUUUUUGCAUAAAGAUCGACCAUAUAAUAACACAGUUGUUGUCUUCCUUCACAUGGAACCACCCAGCCCAGCUGUUGGAGCUUUGGUGAAGAGAUUGUAUACCAGAGUGACUUUUAUCAGAGGCUCCAUUUUACAACCUCGUGAUCUAGAAAGAGUGAAGCUUCGACAAGCUGCAGCAUGUAUCAUAUUGGCUAAUAAAUAUGCAUCUGACCCAGACGAAGAAGAUUCUUCUAAUAUUAUGAGGGUUAUUGCUGCUAAGAAUUGUUGUAAAACUAUUCGUGUAAUAGUUCAACUUAUUCAAGUUGAAAGCAAGUCAUAUUUGCAGAACAUUCCGUUUUUUGAUUCAUGUCGUGGUGAUGAUGUUAUAUGCAUUACAGAGCUCAAACUUGGCAUGAUAGCUCAAAGCUGUUUGUGUCCUGGCUUCUCUACAUAUUUGGCCAAUCUUACAUGCAUGCGAUCAGAACCAAACUUUAUUAUUGGUCGUGACCAAGACGUAGAUGGAAACAAGUGGAAGAAACUGUAUGAGCGUGGAGCUGCAUAUGAACUCUAUGCAACAGAAUUAUCAAAGACGUUUGUGGGGGAAACAUACGAUGAGGCUGUUCGAAUUUGCUAUGAAGAGUUAGAUCUGGUGAUGUUUGGUGUCAGUGUUUCUGAUCAUGCUUUAGGUCGAAGAUUGCUGUUAAAUCCUGCUGGAAAAUGGUUGUACAUAACAUCUAACACUGUAGGGUUUUUUAUUGCACAAGAUUCCAAACAGCUAGAGAAGGUAAAGAAGUAUGGAUUAUAUGGACAAGAAAAGAACGUCAAACCUUCAGCUACAGUGGAAAUGACAAAUCUUAGUGAAAGUGAAACACCGUCUCCAUUUAAUAGAAGGACUGCUCGUUCUUCCAUGUCCAAUCUUUGGAAUAAAAUUGUGUCACCUCGUCAUGUGUCAAGUAAAUUGUCAUUUGAGACAUGUCCAUCUCAAAGGAGGUAUUUUCCUUUUCACGUAUACGUGGAGCAAUAUCAUACAGUAUCUGCAAGGAGCUACAACGAUGCAAUACUACAAGCAGAGGAGUGUUUGCAAUUGUGCAGCCAUAUUGUAGUCAUCAUUUUUGGUGCAAAAGACUCUCCCUUACUUGGACUCAAUUAUUUGCUGAGACCGUUGAGAAGUCAUCACAUUGAAAUAGAAGACUUGAAGCAAGUUGUAUUUGUGGGAAAUUCAGAGUAUCUACGAAGAGAAUGGCCAUGUUUGGAGCAGUUUGAGAAAGUUGGUGUCAUUGAGGGAUCACCUUUAGAUGGCAAUGUAUUGCAGAAAGCUGCAUUGAACUACUGUGACAUGUGUGUUAUCCUUUCUCCUCGACCAAAUGACAAACAAGGAGCUAGUAUAGAAGACUUCACUUUGAUGGACAAGGAAAGUGUUUUGGCCAGUCUCAAUAUAAAGGGAAUGAAAUACAAUGAAUUGGAGAACAAUCCUCUUGUUCUUCAUGCUGGAGGUCCAUCAGUUGUUGGAACAGAGGCUCGAAAGAGGAGGGCACGAGAACGACCUGUUAUUGAUGGUUCUGAUAUACCCACUCUUACUGAACUGAUACUUGACACAAACGUGCAGUACCUUGACUUUGAGGAUGAUGACGACGAUGCUAUUGAGUUAUAUCGUACCACAUCUUUUGCAGCAGGCAGUGUCAUUGCUACAUCAGUUAUUGACUCAGUAAUGAGCGCGGCAUAUUUCAAUUCUGAAAUAGUAACAGUCAUCAAGCAGAUCAUUUCUGGUCAGACAGGAAGUAGAAGAUCUAAACCCUUAGCAGAGUCUGAUGUUGAAAUGGGAAAGGAUGACGUUGAAAGGAACACAACAGCUGAUUAUCAUUGUUAUUUUGAACAUAUGGAUCUGUCUUCAAGUUCUUAUUCUCAUUUUGGAGAGGAACGGCGCGCUUAUGGUGAACUGUUUUUGGAGUUGCUCAACAAUGAGGGAAUACUCUGUUUGGGUAUUUUCCGAUAUCAGAAUUUCGAGCAACAGCGUACACGCUGUGUCAUUACAUCGCCUGCUUUUACCUUUAAUCUACAUUGCAGCGAUAAAAUCUUUGUGCUCCACAGUAGAAAGAUUGGUGGGCAAGAAGGCAGAGCAAACGAGGUGCUCCAGUUUAAUCAUACAGUCCAGUUGACGCCUGUAAAAACAGUGAAAGUGAAGGAACAAAAUCAUCCUCUUUUUGGGUCUCUUGAAGAUGUUUCUGCUGUGUAAUUUAUCAUAUCUGGAUAUGAGAUGGCAUUCGAUCAUUUUCCACCAAUAUUGUAACUAUGAAUUAAAUACACCUUGAAACCACCUGUAGUAGAAGUACAGGGUUUUUUCUUUAGUUGAAGACUAUUUACUGUGAAUCCUGCCAGAUACACGUAUAGCGCUAUGGGCACAGAAGAGUCUAUAGCUUUAUAGAGUCAUAAAAUAGAUCAGUCUGUAGUAUAUACGAAAAAAGUUUGUCAAUACUA